This is a messenger RNA of Penicillium cataractarum, 1629 nucleotides long. RefSeq names its product putative MFS transporter. The record is from RefSeq and is a predicted model, not a curated record. NCBI's taxonomy places the organism in Eukaryota, Fungi, Ascomycota, Eurotiomycetes, Eurotiales, Aspergillaceae. The transcript is spliced from 7 exons. Gene Ontology annotation, molecular function: transmembrane transporter activity. Bases 1 to 1629 code for a protein of 542 amino acids. Gene Ontology annotation, biological process: transmembrane transport.
AUGGCCUCUGGAGAUGACCUCUAUCUAGAUGUCCCUGGGACAGUCUAUCUAGUUGACGCAUCACGUACCCUUCAUGAUGCCGCACAUGCUGGAAAUCAAGACAUCCUACUUAUACCGCAGCCAUCUGCUUCUCUCGCAGAUCCACUUAAUUGGCCUCGUUUCAAGAAACUGUGGUCUUUGUUCCUAAUUUCGGCUUACGCAUGUGUAUUCUCCUUCGGCGAGAAUAACUGGGGAGCAUCAUGGACUCUAAUCUCCGAAGAUACCGGCGUCAGCUUGACCAACAUGAAUGGCGGAAGUGCAUUGAACUAUCUCCUCUUGGGAUUCUUCAACAUCAUCUGGAUCCCGACAGCAAUGAAGUUGGGACGCAAGAUUGUCUUCAUCAUGAGUCUGGUUAUCCUUUUGGGCGGUAGUGUGUGGGGUGGUUUCUACCACGGCACUGCCCAGUACUACAUCAUGCUAGCAAUCCAGGGUAUCGGGACUGCGGCUUACCAGGCUUUGAUUCAAUUGACAAUCUUUGAUAUGUUCUUUACCCAUGAGCGUGGCCGUAUGGUUGCAAUCUACAUCUUCUUCCAACAGCUCGGUUCCAUCCUGGGAUUGAUUCUGGGAGGAUACAUCAGCGAUGGAAUUGGCUGGCGAUGGUCCUCGCCAAUUGUGGCAAUCGCAUGUGGUGUACUCAUUUUACUAUUCAUCUUCACCUUCGACGACACCAUGUUCCCUCGGUACCGAUUCAAUCAAACAUCAAAUCCUGACCCCAUCCACUCAAGCAGCCAAGCUGAACCGAAAGAACAACUUGCAAAGGAGACUCAAAACGAGCCUCCGAUCUCUGAAAUUGACAGCCACGGUAUCGGAGAGGAUAUCACUCCACGUUCAUAUAAACAGCAGGUUGCAUUGGUCCAUUACUUUGCCGACGACAAGACAACUUGGUUCCAAUACUUCCGUCGACCAUUCUAUCUUUUCGCCUUUCCCAAUAUCGUGCUUGCCGGUAUCCAAUUUGCCUUUGGAUGCACUGCGGGUAUUGUCUCCUUCAAUACUAUCUCGGAGAUCAUGACGGAUGCACCGUAUAAUUGGAGCGCGGGCUCGACUGGAUUGAUUUUCUUGGCUGCGCUUGUUGGCAAUUUCCUAGGAAUGGGCGUCGGGUCCCUUUCAGAUUGGGUCGUUCUCGUUCUGGCUCGCCGGAAUAAAGGCUACAAGGAACCUGAAAUGCGUAUCUGGGCGUAUAUAUUCCCAUUCUGCUUUGCUGCGGUUGGAUACAUGACCUAUGGCUGGGCUGCCACGUACGGGGACCACUGGAUGUCGAUUGCUGUCGGGUUAUGCUGUCUGAUCGCGCAACAAGUCUCGAUAACCACGUUGGCAACGACGUAUGCUAUGGAAUGCUUCGACGGGAUUUCUGGUGAACUUGUCGUCGUACUCGCCAUCUGCUCGUCUUUGAUCAACUUCGCCAUCUCGUAUUCCGUACAGCCGUUUAUUGACAGCACCUCUUAUGGAUGGACAUUUACAUGCUAUGGUAUCCUAGUCACCUUAUCGGUCUUGAUGGGUGUCCCAAUGAUGAUUUGGGGGAAGAGUUGGCGCCGAAAGUGCAAAGCUCGAUAUGAGCUCUUCCUGGCCGAGACUCGGUCCAGUUCCCGCUAA